AUGGAAACUAGAUCUAGAAAUCACGAAUCUGAUGCCAGUUUCCAGUUUUCUAGAGAAAUGUGCAGGUCCAAUUGUUGCACACUUGCGAUGAUCAUCAAAGAGGAUAGAUGCAAUGCAACUUUGAAAUGCCCAAAUGUCUCCUCUCAGCAGGCGAGAGAUGCCAGAAGAAAAGAUGCAGAAUAUGUCAAGAAGAUAACUAAAGAACCUGACAACCAAGCCGAGAAUUUGUCUUACUAG
Ceutorhynchus assimilis (cabbage seed weevil) is the source of this 237-nucleotide messenger RNA. Lineage: Eukaryota; Metazoa; Arthropoda; Insecta; Coleoptera; Curculionidae. The record is from the annotation of a GenBank genome assembly.